This is a messenger RNA of Lobosporangium transversale, 1321 nucleotides long. Its product is annotated as WD40-repeat-containing domain protein. Lineage: Eukaryota; Fungi; Mortierellomycota; Mortierellomycetes; Mortierellales; Mortierellaceae. The record is from RefSeq and is a predicted model, not a curated record. Gene Ontology annotation, molecular function: protein binding. Bases 146 to 1273 code for a protein of 375 amino acids. Gene Ontology annotation, cellular component: nucleus. The transcript is spliced from 7 exons.
ACCCAACAUUCUUCAGAGCAUCUAAAGGCCUACGCUGAAAAAAAAUAAAAAAUAAUAAAAAAAAAGAACGACAACAACAUUUCAUUUCAUGUGUAUAGCCGUAUAGCCUACACAUAACCAGAUACUGGCUGACAACAUAGUAACCAUGUCAUCUCAAAACACUUCAGUGCCAACGAGCUUUGCUCAAGGCUAUGGGCUUUCGUCUUCACCUGUUGCAUCAGGUCCACUAUCGUCAUCGUCAUCCUCCUUUAGACAUCCACGCAAAGAAAUCCUCAACUAUUCUGCACCAUGGCCAAUUCAAGUCAUUACACUACAAGAAUUUGCUGGGAGCGAGGGCAGAGAUUACAAUCCUACCUCUAUGUCUGACUGGGUUGCAAUAGCAGAAACGAACUAUCAACAGUACCCUGUAACCAGAAUCAAAUGGGAACCAUACAAGGGUGGACAUCGAAGACCAUACGAUCUUUUGGCAACAACAGGCGAUUAUUUGCGGUUAUGGGAUCUUAAGGAUGAUCCCGAUCAGAACGAGAGCAGCAACACAAUAGGACGAAGACAUCCUCACAACAAAGGCAAAUUUUUGUGCACUCUGACAUCUUUUGAUGGAAUUACAUUUGAUCCGGCGCUCAUUGUUACCAGUUCUAUCGAUACAACAUGCACUGUGUGGAAUGUAGAGACACAACAGGCAAAGACUCAACUGAUUGCGCACGACAAGGAGUGUGGGUGCAGAUGGAAGCGUGCGUAUGUUCGACCUCAGAGCAUUGGAAACUCAACGAUCAUUUACGAGACGACAUCUUCUAUCCCAGGAAUGCAAUCCAGCAAUCCCCAAAUGGCUGCUCAACCACCUGUACCAUUUUACGACUCUCGUUUAACCAAAUUGGAUCCUAAUUACCUUUCAACUUUUCACAUGGAUUCUUCAAGUGUACAAAUUCUGGAUAUCCGUGUCCCAGGUAUUCCGAUUUCUGAACUGCGAGGACAUAAAGGUGCUGUUAAUUGUAUGGCAUGGUCACCUAUUGGGAGCUCUGAGAUCGCCACCGGAAGCGAUGAUCAUCAGGUGUUUAUCUGGGAAGACUUGGAACAUCAUCACGGCAAAGCAACUUCAGCCGUAACAGUAGUUCGAACGCAAAAAGUCCCUCCAGCAUCCACAACCCGUGUGUUUGCACGAACCUUUCCGCGCAGCCAAUGUAGGAGGGGAAGUCAAUCAGAUUGCAUGGUCAAGCUCUGUCCGGACUGGAUUGCUGUUGGAUUUGGAAGGACUGUCCAGGCACUGCGGUUGUAAAGUGAUUGUAGAAUCCUAGUCUUCAAUAUUUUAGAUGUCAUAAUAAAA